CCCCAGAAGAAGAAACUUCCUCUUUCCUCAGUGAAGCGGUCAGAUGUUUCCUCGUGUGUCAGUCGAGUGUGAGUCUCGCCGUGAAGACGCUUGUCUUGAUGAGAGCCAGAACACAGACGAUCUGAAGCAGCGUCACACUCUUCUGCUGGGAUUGAGUUCUUCUGAAACUGGACUUUAGAGAAAUGAUGCUCAUCUUUGGACUGAUGCUGCUGCAAACUGCUGCAUGUCUGGAUCGGUUCUGCUGGUUUGGUCAGUCUGAUCCCUGUUACACAGCUCUGGGACACAAACUCAAUCUGAUGAUGGUGCAGGACGCUAGUAAAUAUGAUCUGAAGAUAAAAAAGAGAAUAAACAACACAGCAGAUGAUCCAGUUUGUAGAGUAAAGAAUGGCAGGAUGAGGGAGACUGAAUGUGAUCUUUAUAAUAACAGACCUGAAGUGACAGUCAUUAAUGGGUCUGUGAUAAUAAACCGUGUGAUCAGAACAGAUUCAGGGAAUUACAGAUUAACACUCGAGAGCUCAGACGGCACAGAAACAUCUCGAGAUCUUCAAGUGAUUGUUGAAGCUCCUAUUGGCUCAGUGAAUGUGUCAGUUAACUGCUCCUCCAGUGGGGUGAUGAGGGUGUUCUGCUCCUCUGAUGGAGAUCAGCUCCUCUACAGCUGGACUCUGAAUGGAGAUCCACUGAAGGAUGGAAACAGCAGCAUUGAUCUGGAUGAAGGAACUGAGGGAAACAUCAGCUGCAGCGUGAAGAACCACGUCAGUCACGCACAGAAGACCAUUAGACUCAAACCCUGUCCUGAGCCAACUACUGCAGCUGUGACCUCUAGUGCGACCUCUAGUGUGACCUCUAGUUUGACCUCUGAAGUGACCAGCAGCUCACAGACAUCAGAAAAUGGUACAAGUUUCUCAUCGGCUGGUACGAAUAUCACCACGGAUGUCAUUUCAAGCCCUAAAGAGAGAUUUAAGUAUUUGCUCUAUCUGAUUGCUUUGGGCUGCGCUGCUGUGAUCCUGAUUCUGCUGUUCAUCAUCGUAUGUUGCGUUUACAAGAAAAAACAGCAAAAGUCGAUAACAGCUUGA
This is a messenger RNA of Carassius auratus (goldfish), 1073 nucleotides long. RefSeq lists its product as uncharacterized. The transcript is spliced from 6 exons. The coding region runs from base 183 to 1073 and encodes 296 amino acids. The record is from RefSeq and is a predicted model, not a curated record. Gene Ontology annotation, cellular component: membrane; cell-cell junction. Lineage: Eukaryota; Metazoa; Chordata; Actinopteri; Cypriniformes; Cyprinidae.